GUGUGAGGUGAGGUGUCUCAGAAAGUAUAAUGCACACAAUUCCAAUGGACAAGUGCUUUCUCCAAAUCAAAAGUGGGAGUGAAGAGUGCCCACAAUGGAGAAAGUAGGAAGAAUGACAUCUCUUUUUUAAGUAGCUCUGAAAUAUAUUGGAUCAAGUUCAAUUCUGAGUUGCUUCCGUCCAAGAUUCUAUGCCUCACAAGGCCACUUUCCUUGGGGCAUUUUCUUUAUAAGGACAUCUUUGAGUACAACCAAGGCUUGUGAAGAUCUUUUCAAGGAAAAAAAAGAAGACAUGCAAGAGCAGUUGUAGAAACUUUCACAUAUUUGAGUUGAAACACCAAAGAAGUGCUCUUCAAGAAUACAGGACAACCAAAUUUCAGUUUAGCUGCUUGGAUUCAGAAGGUGUAGUACAAAACAGAUAAUGUACUAUCCGCAGCAGCAACAAGCUAAGAACAUGCAUGCUUUAAGGAUGCACAACCCUACUGAGAGGCAUAUGAUGAUGCAAGGAGGCAAUGGAACUGGUGAUUCAGGACUUGUUCUUUCAACUGAUGCUAAGCCUAGACUAAAAUGGACACCAGAUCUUCAUGAACGGUUCAUAGAAGCAGUCAAUCAACUUGGAGGAGCAGACAAAGCUACACCAAAAACAGUAUUGAAACAGAUGGGGAUUCCUGGACUUACUCUCUACCAUUUAAAGAGUCAUCUACAAAAAUACAGGAUUAGUAAAAAUAUGCAUGGACAAACCAAUACUGGCAACAAUAAAAUUGUAUCAACCACAGAAGCAACAGGCAGAAUGUCAGAAGCAAGUGGAAUUCAAAUGAAACAUUUAAACAUAGGCCUCCAGACAAACAAAAAUUCAGAAAUAAAUGAGGCGUUACAUAUGCAAAUUGAAGUACAGAGAAGACUACAUGAGCAGCUUGAGCAGGUACAGCGACACUUACAAUUAAGGAUAGAGGCACAGGGGAAGUACCUCCAGGCAGUGUUGGAAAAAGCACAAGAGACACUAGGGAGACAAAAUCUAGGUGCUGAGGGGGUUGAAGCUGCCAAGGUUCAACUAUCCGAACUUGCAUCCAGAGUGUCCUCUCAAUGCCUUGACUCUAAAUAUUCAGAACUGAAAGAACUGCAGGCUCUGUGGCCUCAGCAAUCACAAGAAGGCCAAGUCACUGAUUGUUCAAUUGGUAGUUUCUUAACCUAUGAUGAGGAAUCUCAAAGAGAUAGAGAAACACACAACAUUGGCCUGAAUUUGAGAGCCUAUAAUAAUGGCCCUCCAUUUGUAGUUUCAAAAGAGUGUGUGGAAGAGCCUAUGCACUUAAAGUCUGAUCUCACACUGAGUGAAGAAGUGAAGAAGAAUAUGAUGUUUCUUUCCUCAUCAAGAGAUGAUAAAGUAGUGAAGGGAAAUUUCUUACCAGAAAGGUCCUCAAACCUCUUAUCCAUGAACGUAGGAGUUCAUGAAGAAGAAAAAAUUGGGAGAUCAAUUCUUUCAAAGGAAGAAAACUGGAAGGGAAGAGAGAACACUGAAACUGGGAGAAUGCCAAUUAAACUAAACCAUGAGAAGAUUUCUCAAGAUUAUAGACUUGCCAACUUUGAAGUGAAACUGGACUUGAAUUCACAUGAUGAUAAUGAUGCUUCUUCUCACUGCCAACAGUUUGAUUUGAAUGGAUUUAGUUGGAAUUGCUAGGACUUAAAGUAUGUAAAAUUUCGACAUGAAGGGCUCAUGUUGAGUUCCAACUCCAUAUGAAUUUUCAUUUUUGGGGAGUAACUUGGAUCUAGUUUUUAGCACAUGUCAAUUACAAUCCAUUGACAAUAACUGAGAUGAACAGAAUAAUUUACUCAAUCCAAUAUAGACUUCAUGUAGAAUUACUUAUGUACACUACAUCAAUCAAAAGUGAGUAGAGUAUAUACUAUGACCUUUAACAUGUAUGAUGUUAAUUUAAGAGCUCAAAGGAUAUUGAAAUGCUUAUAUUAAAAAAUAAGCAUUUAAA
This is a messenger RNA of Cajanus cajan (pigeon pea), 1976 nucleotides long. Its product is annotated as myb-related protein 2. Lineage: Eukaryota; Viridiplantae; Streptophyta; Magnoliopsida; Fabales; Fabaceae. Gene Ontology annotation, molecular function: DNA binding; DNA-binding transcription factor activity. The record is from RefSeq and is a predicted model, not a curated record.